Pseudogymnoascus destructans is the source of this 810-nucleotide messenger RNA. RefSeq lists its product as uncharacterized. The transcript has a single exon. Lineage: Eukaryota; Fungi; Ascomycota; Leotiomycetes; Thelebolales; Thelebolaceae. The coding region runs from base 1 to 810 and encodes 269 amino acids. The record is from RefSeq and is a predicted model, not a curated record.
AUGUUCAACAUCCUUUCCCUGUUCCAAAACUUCAAGAAGACUGGCGCCGGCUAUGUCAUUCUCAACAUCAUCCGGGUUCUCAACAUUAUCACAUUGGGUCUUAUUGUUGCGGGGAGCUGGAUCAUGCUCGUCAGGACCGUCCAGACAUCAAACUUCUUUUUCUUCGAUGGCGUUACCCACUUUGCUACGAGCACGAUCAGCAUAUUUCUGAUCCUUUCAGAGCUUUGUCUCUUCAAAGGCUGGUUCUCGAGAAACUGGCCUUUGUUCAGCGAGGAGUCAGGUCUUAUCACUUUGGCUUUGUCUAUGACCAUUCUGGGUUGCAAUCUGCUUGGCAACCUCAACAAGCCUGCAACUUCGCAAGAAGCUAUUGGCAUAUCAUUCUGGAGCGUGGUCGUUGCUGGAGGCAUUCUCGGCCUUGUCUUUGGAGUCAUCAACUUCAUUGCUCAUUAUGCCUUCCGCAUUCGCAAGAAGGGUAUUACAUCCCGCCAAAUCAGAGCCCACGGCGCAAAAGUCUUGCUUGACGACCUACCAAAGUCGGUGCGCAGCAACUCAACUGGACCCAGGUCGUUCGAGCUUCCCCAGUACACCAAGGAGAAUGAGAACCGUCAGUCAAAAUUCAGACUUGGCAACUUCAAGUUCAAUAACCCAAUCCGCUCGUCGCUCAUCUCGAGACCAGUUCCCACCAACACCAAGCAGUUCAAGGAGUGGGAAGACCGUUGCGAACCUAUCAACCACCUUCAGGUACCGCCACCAACGCGCCACCCAGCCUACACCGCAUCUGUGUACAGCCGCAACAGUGGAGCAUUUUAG